AUGAAUCGUGAUACUGCAACAAAAGAUAGUGUUAUUGGAGGGUUUACAGUUAUAAAUGAGAAAACAAAAUCAAAAGUACAAAAUGUCCAAGAAGUUCUCCCCUUUUGGAUUACAAAGCCUGAACUUUUCUCAUCUGAUCUUAAACAAUCUCUUUCUGUCAAUGAUGUAGCUAAGCUUGGUCAGUUUCUACGGCUGCGACUAAGUGAAAUUGGUAUCACUCAUUUCUUUCCUGUUCAGUCUGCUGUAAUCCCUUACAUGUUAGAUUGCUAUGUCACAUCUAAACAUCGGCCAUUAUGUCGGCCAAGAGACAUAUGUAUAUGCGCACCGACAGGAAGUGGGAAAACACUGGCCUAUUCUGUGCCAAUCAUCCAACUAUUUCUUAAUAGGGUUCAUAGAUUUAUUCGAGCGUUGGUCAUUGUUCCAGUCAGAGACUUAGCUGUUCAAGUGUACAAAACCUUCAGUCAGCUGGUUAAUGGAACAGAUAUUCAGGUUGGAGUUCUUGCUGGUAUCAAAAGUUUUAGUAAAGAACAAGAAGAUAUCAUAAACCUUACGGAUGAAAGUUACUCUGCCAAAGUUGAUAUUGUAAUAGCUACACCUGGACGUUUAGUAGACCAUUUGUACAAUACUCCUGGUUUCAGUAUGGAACGCUUGAGAAUCCUGGUAAUCGAUGAAGCCGAUCGAGUGAUAGUGGAAGAAAAACAAAAUUGGUACCAUACUUUGGAGGAUGUAUUGUACUAUUACACAUCUUCAAUCAGUCAGAAUAGUUGGUCCAAUGUCUCUGUACGCAAACGUUCAAGACCUAUACCAACUGUUGGUUAUCAUUACGAUAGGAGUGUUGAUAUCACUCUGCAAAAGAUACUUGUUUCUGCCACACUGACUCAUGAUCCAGAACCAUUAAAACAGUUUAAUUUACACUUUCCUAUUUUAUUCACUUCAAAUCGAAUACACCACAACAAAAACAAUCUUGAUGCAGUUUUAAAUGAUCACGAAAACGAAGAAACUAAUUCGUCCGAAAUAAAAAAGCAAGUGAAAAAUGAUGAAAAUAGAGAAAUCCCUAAUGUUAUUUCACAGUUAAAAUCAAGUGAAAAUCAUACGACUACAGGUGUUGGUCAGUUUUUAAUCCCUGAAAGUUUAGAGGAAUUUCUUGUAACUGCAAAACCGGAUAUCCGUGUAUUGUUUCUUGUGUAUUUGGUGCGUCAAAAACACAAAAAACGUAUCUUAUGCUUUGCAAAUACAGUAGAUUGUGCUAAACGCUUAAAUAUACUCUUGGCUAGCUUUCAAGGUAUAAAGAGUAAAUUCUUGUCAAGUCAUUUACAUCCGGAUAAACGUCAAAGAAUAUUAAAUCUAUUCAGUGUUGGAUUGUGUCAAAUUCUGGUUUGCACAGAUUCUAUGGCUCGUGGCAUAGAUAUUAAUGAUGUGGAAUGUGUCGUAUCUUAUGAUGUACCACCUAGUAUCAAAAUCUACAUUCAUCGAAUUGGGCGUACAGCUAGAGCUGGUAAGAAAGGAACUGCAUACAGUUUAUUGUCAACUAACCAGUUCUAUCACUUUAAAAAAGAUCUCAAGCGUGCUGGUAGAAAAAAAAUUAAACAAUUACAAUUUCAUCAAAGUAAAUGGUCACAUUUCAAUGCAGAGUAUCAGGUUGCAUUAAGGAACUAUGAAAUGAACAUGAAGAUUUCAGAUAAAAAAUACAACAAUGAUCUUUCAAAGCAAGUGAAUAAUAACAAACUUGUUUCGGAAGAAUCAAUGCAAAACAUUAAGAAGCCGAAGAGUAAACGUAAAAAAAGUACAAAUGAAAUGCUGAGUUGA
Messenger RNA from Schistosoma mattheei, 1806 nucleotides. The record is from the annotation of a GenBank genome assembly. NCBI's taxonomy places the organism in Eukaryota, Metazoa, Platyhelminthes, Trematoda, Strigeidida, Schistosomatidae.